CCGCACAGCUGGUAGUAGCUCUCUUAGCGAUAGUCUCAGUACUCUCAGUCGCCGAGAGCCGGCGAGCCGGCAACACGGUUGCGUUGAAUCACCUCUACUUAUUCCAGCACAGCUGUUUUGUUGUUAAUUCCCAAGAGAAAAUAUCGUCACCGAGGUAAUCCAUCGAACAGCGAGCGCUAUACCAUAAAAAAAUCUCGAAUCUCGAGAAGAAGAACCACGGCAAUUCUGAACAACAAGUACUUUCAUUAUACAGAGCAGGCAGCGUGUGACUCAUCCUCUCACACUCACACAGAGUCGCGGCACGCGUACAUGGGCGUGUACGGGGACAACAAGUGAGCAGAGUCCGGCACUAGUACAUGGCAACAGGCGAGUAACUGCACUGCUACACCUAUACACGCAGACGUCCGCUAAAAGAGGGAGAGAGGAGAAAGAGAGAGAGAGAGAGAGAGAGAGAGAGAGAGAGAGAGAGGACCGUUUUUGCGAGGGACCAACUGAUCCAUGAGGUGUGUUAUCCGAGCGUCGGCUCACAUUCAUUAUAUCAAGUAUAAAACUAUCGCUGUGUAUACUGUUCACGAUUUUGUUAUUCUCUGCGACUUGUAUGUGUAUAUUGUAUAGCUUAUAUAGGUGCGAUUGUUUGUCGAGGAGUAGGCGGCGACUCUGUUUUUUCGUUCGCUAAUACUUAGCCGUGCGCUCGCGUGCGUGAGAGUGUGUGCGACCGCGAGAGAUAUUGUAAACAAGCCGCGCGAGCUGCUAUUAUUAGACACAAAGAGGCGAGUCGUCUUGCACUCGCGCGAGUUUCACGAAAAGUGCAUGGAUUUUUUAUUUUUUGCUUUCUCGUCGAAAAAUUCCGCUGCUGCUGCUUCUGUGUUACACAUCAGCGCAUAACCGAUUAUGCAGCGAGAGACCGACACGUGUUCUUUUUUCCUUUUGAGGAAACGAAUUUUCAGGGCUCAUUGUUUUUAAAAACAAGAUCCAGCACAAAAUUGACCGUUAUUAUUUGCGAGUGUAUUACGUGUGCGAGAGCGGCGAAUUAUCAGAAACCUGAUAAUGAGCACAUUAUCUGAAAUAUUUUUACCUUCGAGCUUUCAAAACAACUCGAUUACGCGACAUGCACACAUAUACUUAACGGGCACUUUUAAUCCUGUAUACACAACGUUUCGAGAACGAAUGUAAUGUAUUUCUCGAUCCAAUACGAGAGUGUCUUGUGGACUUGUGUAUACACCGGCUUUGAAAAUAUUGCAUAUACACAAUCGAGUAGCGAUAGCUGUAUCUUGACCAGCGUUAAUGUGGCUUUUCGAAUUAUCGGGAAAAAAUGAUAACGCGUAUACAUUUAUAUAGGUAUGUACAUAUACUUGAUACACGACUGCAGUGAAAGUUCUCUCGGCGCUGUUAACUUCGCGAAAAAUUUAACUUCUCCGUUCCCGCGUUUAUCAACGUGCGAUACUUUGAUAACGCUGCAGGAAUAUAAUUCGAAACACUUGCGCUUGCUAAAUUGUAUUACUCUGUGCAGGGCUAAAUUGAUUAUUUUCAACUUGGCUCUAAAAUAAGCUCUCGAGGAUAGACGUGAAAUAACGCGUUAUUUGUCAGCAAUUUAGAGACGAAUAUAUUUUUAUUUGAGCUUGAAAUAAGUAUGACGCUUAUUUUGAUAAAAUUUUUAACCAACUUUAUUUAUUGUUUCGUGUCUGAUUUUAGCCGUAGAUAAAAAAACGGUUUCAAUGUCAUUUGUAAUGUCUAUCGAAUGUUCGUUUGAAAAAGACAAUUAGCUUUAGCUUUUACCAGCAGUAGCAUACGAAAGGUUGAAACGAAGGUUAUUUUUCCAAAAGAAAUCUAUUUCUCGACUUCGAGCCGUCAACAACAACAACGUCGAAUUCCAGGCCUCCACUUGUCACCAUGUGCCGCAAUAACUUGUCACCGAUCCGAGUCUGUCGUGAGUAAUCACGGUCUCAUCGGAAAUAAAAAACGGUCGCGUUGACUUAGCUAACGUUAAUGCACACAUUGGACAUCGGAAGAAUCGGCAACAAAAGCCAGUUAAAAUAAUUUCGUGGAGAGGACUGACAGCUUCAUCAAGUACUACGAGGCUGCUGAGGGCUAAAAUUAAAUUAAUUUAGACGGGAACCUCUACCGAUUCUAGUCUGGUUGAACAAAAUUCAUCAACGACUUUGGAUUAUAUAUCGAUUGCAGAAGCAAUUAAGAAAGAUGCUAUAAGCAAGAGAAUUGAUCGGGAUAAAUAAGAUCUUGAACUUAAUUUAAGUGAGUUGGGAGACCACAACUAGCUUCACAAACCUGCCAAAGAAUGGACGUCUCACCCUAUCUAUCAGCAAUCCAGUCGCUGAGUGGAGAGAUUCCCGGCGAGAAAUACAAGGAUCUGCACACGAUCGCCGCACAGAUCAUCAAGAACGACAAAGAAAAGGCUGCCUUUCUCGACUCGGGUUCCACCAGCCGGAUCCAGCCGGCUCUUCUUCCACAUCUUCGCAUCCUCGUAGGCAACAAGCUAAAACUCGUCGACGUCGUGGUAGAGGCCCUAAAGUCCGACGAUGUGCUCAUCAUCAAACAGGCUCUCGGUGCGAAAUGGUUCUUCGAUGCCAAGAACGAGCACAUUAGCGUCGACUAUUUUGUCCAGAAUAUCGUACCGUAUAUCUCACUGCGCACGCGACUCGAGCUUACCAAGACACUGGCCCACUACCUGGUAGGUCACGACAAGAAGGCCGAUGAGUUUUUCGGAAAAUUUGCAGAUUUGUACGGAACGGAAAAGGCUCUGCCGCUUUUAGUCGCCUGUAGCGAGGAGUGUAUAUUUGACGUUGUACUAAAACGUAAAAUUGUCCUACCCCCCAGAAUUCUCAGCGUACUCUACCGAAGAUAUCCGCAGCUGGUGAUCCGCUAUUUACAGCUGGGCAAUGAUAACAACGAACACAACAAAGAGGAGCGAAAGCUGCACAAGAUCGAUCUGAGUCAGUACACCGGCUUCUUGCCAGCCCUAGUCAAGAACCACACGCAAGAAUUUGUCGAACUGUACGAAUGCUUACCAAGCCUCGGAUGCCACAUCAUUCGUCUGGGAAGCACGCGUGCCGAGUUUUUCUUGAAGAACGGCACAGAGCUUUUAAUAAAAAAGCCGAAGCGGCUACUUGAACUGCUACCUCUUAAGCUCGUCAGCAACAAGCUCAGCACGCAACAGUUUGAGACCAUGUUCGAAAACCUGUUUCCCAAAGACCAAGCUGACUUUGAUGCACAUUAUCUGAUCAGCCAGUUAUGCUGCUACCCGCAAGAGAAACAGUUCAAUUUGCUUGAGGAGAAGUACAAGCUACUGUAUGGCAAGAGCAUACUUGACAACAAGGAUUUCUACUUCGAAGAUUGGCUUUUUAAGUUGUUGCCCACGGAGAAAAAAGAAGAGUAUGCCAAAAGAAUGCUCGAGCCUCUGGUGGGUACGAACAAGUUCUUGGACAAACAGGAAUACUUGCCGCCCAGCGAGUCAAUACCUCUGCUUAAGGAACGCAUCAGCAAGGCAUCAUUAAACGAACGAAUGGUAUUAAUCCAGUAUAUGAUUAAUUCCUGCAGUUUUUACGACAGCAAAGACGAUCUUUUGGAGGUACUGCAAUACUAUAAUACCCGACACAAGAACGAGCGAUCCGAGGUGCUUUACGUGAUGUUGAAUACAUUGGUAGAGCAGGUCGAUAUCAAGACACUGCAAAAAGAGCACUGGCAGAUCCUCUGGGAAAUCAUCCAACGAGCUUACGUCAAGGGCGAGCUCUUUACCGAUGAGUACAUUUUAAUGUACAAACAACUGUUCAAUGGUGCAUUGCAUCACUUCUUGAAGCAGUGCAAAGUCGAAGAGACUAGGGACGAAGCAAAACUGUUUUUAGAUAAGCUCGUAGGGAUAGUGCUCGAUUGCUACUUAGAGCACAAAAUGACGCUACAGUUCAUGAAAGGCUGCGCUCCGGAGCUCAAGCGCGAAUGUUUACAAAAGUUUUUAACAGCUGUGCCGCUAAAGUAUCCGGAAACGCACGAGGUAUGGAACAAGUCGGACAACAAGCUGAAAUUCGUACCAUAUCUCGUAAGGUCAAUCCACGAAUUCAACGUUAAAAAUUUGUACACAGUAGAGACACAGAAGAAGAGAAGGAGCAAAUCCGGUGCCACAGUCACGGACUCUGAAGGCAACGAAAUAAAGCAGAGCAAAUUGAUGUUACGGGACUAUCCUUGGUUAUUAAAGUUGUCGGUAGACCUAAUUAAAGACAGCCAGAAGUGCUAUGUAUAUAAAAACAGAAUAAUUUACGCGUAUCAUAAAAGGACUUUGCGUCAACACGAUCGCGAGCUCUAUCAAAGCAUCAUAGAUAGUGACCCAGAAUUAAUAAACGACAUCGAGUCUUUCGACGCGAUGCACGUAUUGAAGUACGCGCACGGCAAGGUCCUCAGCAAGUGGAAGCUUUAUCUUGACGCCUGUCGAAAGAAACUUCACUUGAACAACAAGGCAGUGAUGUACUUUGUAACGGCAACCAAGUGGCACCAAAAACUACCAAUCGAAUUCGUCCAGCAGUGCUUGCUAGAUAUCAAGGAAAAAGGUAGCACUUUAGUGUUGGGUAUUCUUCUCGAGGGUGAUGCAUUCGGCAAAAUUGUACAGCCCUACCUACCAAAAGAUAAAGCUAUCGAUGUGGACAAUGAUGAUGCGAAGAAGACUUACGAAAUCAUCUCUUCGCUACCGAAGGCUAUGAACUUUUCCAACCCGCCAGUAAGCUUUGAAGUAAUAUCCGCCUUCUGUCAAGGCGACUACGUCAAACUAGCCACGCACACUUUAACGAGCGUAGCGCAGCGGGUCCCCGUCGACCGGGUCCUAACCUUUGCGAAUCAAUUGGUGGACAAGCCUAUAUCAGUUAGGAAAUUAAGCAUUCGAUUGGUUUUCCAGGUAUCGUCAAAGACCGAGUCCCGAGAGUUUCUUGCACGCAUUUGGAGCACCGAGAAAAACACCUCGAUUCGAGAGGUCUUGGCCAAAAUGAUAUUCGACGUGUUUACACAAACUCCCAAUGACGAGACCUGGCAGUUGAUCAAUGUAUGCAUCAAUGGGCUGACCAGAGACGACCAGGCAGUGUUCGGGGAUUUGAGCAAAAUCCAUGCCGUUGACAAGCAGUACAUUUGCCAAUAUAUACAAGAGUACUUGAAAAAGAUCGACUCUUUCGGAAAGGACGACGUCAGCGACGAUGUGAAAUCGAGGCUUAUUUGCAAGUUGGUGGAUCAAAUAAGCGUAAACAUUCUACAGUUUCUGACAGAAGAGUUGAUCACGGAUCUCGUGAAACGGGAGUUGUUUGAGUACUCUCAUAACUUUAUUCUGGAUAUCUAUCUUUUCUCCGAACCGAGUAUAUUUAACAAAAGAUUGAACACGCUCAUGGAAAUUGUUGGAAAAAAAUUCGAAGAUUAUGGGCAAUCGGAUCCGGAACAGCCUCGCAUUUACCCAACCAAUAACUUGAUUCGUAAGUUCUUUAAAAAAGUGUUCGACAAGGCAUUCACAAGAGAUGAAGAAGAGAUGCUCACUAAACUGACAAAUGCUUCCCUAAAUCUAAUUUCUACAAAACUAAAGCCAUGGCAAGACAUGAUUAUUUUUAUCUACGGAAAUCUUGCCAAAGAUUAUGUAGAGGCACCAACACUGGAGGAUUUUGGCGCCAAGUUGGUGAUUACCGCAGCACGACUUGUAAAGGAAUUUGGUAGCGAUCUUAUUCUGAAUAUUGUUUCUGAUUUACUAAAAGAUAAACUAUGUAAAUGGCGUAUAUCGAAGUCUGAAUGGAUGAACCGGACAUUUACUGUGAUGGAGAUUCUAACAGAAAGAAAUCCACGCCUCGGUGCUCUGCUUAGCAUUAAAAUGUUGAAUAAAUGGGAAUUGGACAACUAUGAUGAGAGAUACGAUGCGCUAGUCGAGAAAUGGGCGGCUAUUGAUGAUCCCAUGGUGCGAGCGACGCUAUACGACUUCCAGAACGAAAUUUGAGUGAAACUUUCAGAGUAGAAAAGAAGUUGUGGAAUCGCUCUACCUCGAACUGUGAAAAUUAAUAUAAUAUAACAGGAUAUUUCGUGCAGCACACAGUUAUUGAUGUUUUGCAUAAUAUUCUCAUACCAAGUGUUUGUUUAUUAUUAAGUUUAUUUUGUACCAAUAGUAAUAAACCACGUUGAAAAUAUUUUUAUUAAA
Messenger RNA from Nasonia vitripennis (jewel wasp), 6163 nucleotides. RefSeq lists its product as uncharacterized. The record is from RefSeq and is a predicted model, not a curated record. The transcript has 2 exons. NCBI's taxonomy places the organism in Eukaryota, Metazoa, Arthropoda, Insecta, Hymenoptera, Pteromalidae. The coding region runs from base 2294 to 5965 and encodes 1223 amino acids.